Chlorella variabilis is the source of this 927-nucleotide messenger RNA. RefSeq lists its product as hypothetical. The record is from RefSeq and is a predicted model, not a curated record. Gene Ontology annotation, cellular component: cytosol. The coding region runs from base 1 to 927 and encodes 308 amino acids. Gene Ontology annotation, molecular function: GMP kinase activity. Gene Ontology annotation, biological process: purine nucleotide metabolic process. Lineage: Eukaryota; Viridiplantae; Chlorophyta; Trebouxiophyceae; Chlorellales; Chlorellaceae. The transcript is spliced from 4 exons.
AUGGGCGCCGAACAGAGCGUUCCCGCCGGGGAGGCGGUGGCGGCGGCCGAGGGCCCGCCGCCGCGGGAGGAGGCUGUGCGCCCCUCUGCUCUCGUGAUCGUGGGUCCCAGUGGCGUGGGCAAGGGCACCCUGAUCAACCGGCUCAUGGAAGCGGACAGGAGGUUUGGCUUCUCCUGCAGCCAUACUACUCGGCCCCCGCGCGAGGGUGAACUGAAUGGCGUCCACUAUCACUUCACCACGCAUGAGGCCAUGGAGGCCGACAUUGUAGCCGGCAAGUUUCUGGAGCAUGCACACGUGCACAAGAACAUCUAUGGCACCUCCAUCCAGGCGGUGCACGACGUGGCGACUGCGGGCCGCUGCUGCGUGCUGGACAUUGAUGUGCAAGGCGCGCGUCAGGUGCGCAAGGCAGGCCUCAAAGCCAUUUUUGUGUUCAUCGCGCCACCCAGUCUGGCGGAGCUGGAGCAGCGGCUGCGUGGCCGUGCCACUGACAGUGAGGAGCAGAUCACGACCCGGCUGCGCAACGCGCAGGAGGAGCUGGAGAGCGCAAAGGAGCCGGGGCUGUACGAUUACAUUAUUAUCAACAGUGAUCUGGAUGAGGCUUACCACCAGCUAGCAUCUGUGGCCCGGAGUGCGUUGGCAGGCGAGGUCGGCGGCCCGGAGGGGAGUGCCGGCACUGGCACGGCACCAGCGGCUGCAGCGGCUGGGGCUGCCGCCGUGACAGCGGGUGCGGCUGCCGCGGCAGCACCGGGUGCAGAGCCUGGGUCAGGCGGCAGUGGUGGCACCAGUGGUAGCAGAGGCACCACCCAGGGUCGAAGCAGCCCUGGUGCUGUCGCGCUCAACUCAGCAGCCACCUUUAAGGGCUGGCUGCAGCCCACUGCUGAUGGGCAGUUGCAGAUUGGUUCACCACCGGCUGACCAGGUGCGUUGA